CCCCGUUAAUUUCCACGAUAAAUUAAUCGUCGACGAUACUUCUAUUCGCAUCAGGACCUUCAAUGGGACUCUCGAUCGCGAGUAUGUUUUGAAGAGAGAAAAUGCCAUCCGAAACGGAGGAAACUGCCGGGGGCAGCGUUUCCAGGGAAGAGGAGGACACCGAGAGAUCGAAUGAGCGGUCCGUCGCACUGAUGACCCUGAAUUCCGCGAAUCAAGACUCGGACGUGUCCGCGAAGCACAUGGACACCCGCUUGGCGAAUGCCAACGGCGACAGGGUAUCCACGUCGGACGUCAGAGCCAAGUUCUUGAACUCGACCGAGGACGCAGUGUCGACGACGAGUAACAGUGGCUCCGUAACGGCAAAUAAUUUGCUCGAAGCUGAGAAUUUGUAUCCCCAAGAUAAGACAGAUAUAUCGGUACUAGUUAAACAAGCCGAAGAAAGUGACGACGACGCAGGUACUACAUGCAACGAUAUGGUACAAAAUUCGAGUAAAAAAUCAAUUUUUCUUGCUCAUAGAAAUCUGUCCAGAAAGAAAGGUUUGUUAGCGGAGAGCAUUUCUGAAAUUCAUCUUAACGCCUCGGAAUUGGCGGCCAGCCCCAACAAUGUCCCGGAUGAGGGGAAGGCUUACGGAUCCGAGAAGAGUGAUAGUAUCGAUGAAUGCGAUUACGAAUCGAGCGCGAGGAAUUUGUGUAAUAAUAAUAUUGACGUUGCGCCGGAUGCUAGGCACAAGUCGAUUGACCGGACGAUACCCUUCCAUUCGUGCAAACAGUUCUUGAAAGACGGCCCUGCCGCGAACCACGGCAGUGACAUUGUGAAUAUACUAUUAAAAACGUCUGGCAAUGACGAUAAAGAUUGCAACGUAGAUCACGAUAGUGACUUAUCGGCGGACGGAUUAACGUCUCUGUCUUUAGACACAUCCAAAGAGUCGUCGAAUUCGCAAAGCGCAACUUCAGCUAGUUGUAACAACGUGAUUAACGACGUGAAAAUAUCUUUGAAUACCUCAGACAAUAAUAAUAAGAAUGCUCUCGAAAACGCGAUUGACGGAGAUGAAUUGCCCGGCUCGUCGGAACACGUUUGUAAGGAGAUGUCAACGUCGCAAGACGCGGGAUACGCUUCUCCGUGCUACAAUGAUUCCGCGAGCACGAGUAAACCGUUUAAACUGCCAAUCUUAGAGAAGAUGCCUAAAACUGCCAGUGUUCAGCAAUCGGAGAUCGAGGAGAACGCGGUAGCGCUUUUGGAUUCGUCAUUUACCAGACAAAAUCAAUUAGAAGGAGUUCGUUGCCUAGAUUUGGAGCCUCGUUCGUCGAAUAGCAGCGAGGAGAGUAAUUCGGAUAUAGAGUCGCAGCAUGCGAGUACAAGUAAUAAUGAUAGUAAAAAGAGACAGUGCAGACCCAACGGGAUUGUAACGAAAGAAGGAGCGGAAUAUUAUCAGCUGUGGCGCAGCACAGGCGGUCACUCAUCUCCCGAAUCUUUAUAUGAAACUCUCUAUCCAAUGCCACCGCCGCUUCCACCAAGAGCGGCGCAUCGACCGUUACACAGAAGUAACGCUUUACCAAGCGGCGCACCGGAAUUACCUAAACGACAUCAAAGGCAUCCCGCGCCGUUGCACCCUGAGGAUUGUUUUGGAUUUGAGAUUGUAGACGUCGACGAAGCCUCAAACCUCAAGUUGAGGACAGCAGUUACAAAAAGUAUCGCUCUAUUAAGUUCACCAAGAUCGCACAGGCAACGAGAGAGGCCAGAGUCGUCGAUGGCUAAUCAGAUGGAGUGCCCGCCCACACCAACGCAUCGACCCAAACCCUUGUGUCCAUUGCCCGUAUGCCAAACGUCAAACGUCUCUUUAUCCUCGGAAGAACCUCUACCUCCGUCGUGGGAAGCGAGAAUAGACAGCCACGGCCGAGUAUUUUACAUUGAUCACAUCAAUCGAACUACAACGUGGCAAAGGCCAAACUUGACGACACGCAAUACUGGUUGCGAUCUACGAAGGCAACAAUUGGACAGACGUUACCAGAGCGUACGACGAACCAUCUCUCGUCCGGACAACAUAGAUCGCGAGGCUAACGGACCAAACGGCAAUCCCUUUGACAGUACCGAGCGGAAUGAUCGUACUGAUAGGGCCGAAUCUGAAGGGCCAUUCGAUAUCACUACGAUACCACCGGUGUUAUUCCUAACACGGCCCGACUUCUUUACCGUGCUGCACACCAACGCGGACGCCAUGGAGGUGUACAAUCGUAAUCCAAGUUUGAAGCACAUGAUCAAUAGAGUUAGAAGGGAUCCGAUAGUGUUUCCGAGAUACGAGCAUAAUAGAGAUCUAGUUGCCUUAAUUAACGUCUUUGCCGAUCCGAGCAAGGAACUUCCAAGAGGGUACGAAUCUAAGCUUGACAGGACGGGCAAAAGAUUUUUCAUAUGUCACGCUAGAAAGGCCACGUCUUUUAUCGAUCCACGAUUACCUACGGAAGCUGCACAUUUACGAACAUUACUGGAUGAAGCUCCCGUACCACCGCCCAGGCCGCAACAAGCGUCCGUAACCGCUACUCCCGAUAUACCUGUGGCCUACAACGACAAAGUGGUUGCUUUUCUACGUCAGCCUAAUAUAAUAGAUAUUCUAAAGGAGAGACAUUCUGCGCUGGGACAAAACAUCGCGCUUCGAGAGAAAGUUAAUACUAUAAGGGUCGAAGGGACUACAGCAUUACAGAGAUGGGGCCACGACGUUCCUUUAGCAUUAUUGCUAAGUUUAUUCGAGCAAGAAAUAAUGUCCUAUGUACCUGGUACUAUGGGUAGAUCUCCGCUUGGUAGCCCACAUGCGUCGCCUGGGCUGACAAGGGCUUCUGCCAGAGCUCCUGCACCGUACAGGAGAGAUUUUGAAGCUAAACUUCGAACUUUUUAUCGAAAGCUGGAAAGCAAAGGUUACGGGCAAGGGCCGGGUAAAUUAAAAUUACAUAUUAGAAGAGAACAUCUACUCGAAGACGCGUUUACGCGUAUCAUGGCUGCGUCAAAGAAGGAUUUGCAGAAAGGUAAGCUAGUGGUCAUCUUCGAUCAUGAAGAAGGAUUGGAUUACGGUGGACCGUCCCGAGAAUUUUUCUUUCAUCUAUCACGCGAACUGUUCAAUCCUUAUUACGGAUUGUUCGAAUAUUCAGCUAAUGACACUUAUACAGUGCAAAUCUCGCCGAUGUCAGCUUUCGUGGAUAACUAUCACGAUUGGUUCAGAUUUUCGGGUAGAGUACUGGGCUUAGCGCUGGUCCAUCAAUAUCUACUCGAUGCGUUCUUCACGAGACCGUUUUACAAGGCGCUUUUAAGGAUACCGGCGAGUUUGAGCGACCUGGAGAGUCUAGAUCAGGAGUUUCAUCAGAGUUUAAUGUGGAUCAAAGAAAAGGACAUAAGUAUCGAACCGUUGGAAUUAACGUUUUCGGUAACGGAGGAACUCUUGGGACGAGUCGCCGAGCGCGAGUUGAAGCCAGGUGGGCGAAAUAUCGCGGUUACUGAAAAGAAUAAGAAGGAGUAUCUCGAGAGAGUGGUGCGUUGGCGCCUUGAGCGCGGCGUCGCGGAGCAAACGGAGUCGUUGGUUCGCGGCUUUUACGAAGUGGUGGAUCCGCGUUUAGUGUCCGUUUUCGAUGCUCGCGAGUUGGAGCUGGUUAUCGCGGGUGCGGCUGAAAUCGACCUAAACGAUUGGCGAACACACACCGAAUACAGGAGCGGUUAUCACGAUGCGCAUCCGGUAGUAGAGUGGUUCUGGAGCAGCAUAAGCAGAUUCACUAACGAGCAACGUCUAAGAUUGCUGCAAUUCGUGACCGGUACCUCGAGUAUUCCGUACGAGGGAUUUGCGGCUUUACGUGGAUCCACAGGACCAAGGAAGUUCUGCAUCGAAAAGUGGGGAAGACCAAACAGUCUGCCUAGGGCUCACACGUGCUUUAACCGCUUGGAUCUUCCGCCUUAUCCUACACCCGAGAUUUUAUAUGAAAAGCUGCUGUUGGCUGUAGAAGAGACAAAUACAUUUGGUAUAGAAUAAAGCGAUGAAUAGGAUGUGUAAUUAUCAAGAAUUUUUACAAUCGACAGAAUUAUAAUAGAAUUAUCCAAGUUGCAUUUUCUGCGAAAAAAGAAUAGGACAAGAUUUUGUAUAGGCCUAACGGUUUAUGAAUUGUGGGUCAUCACUAGUUCAAUUUAUUGAAAUCGGAUAUGUAAAUAAUUGAGCAAUCUGCAGCUUCACAAUCUCUCAGAAUUACCAAUUGGAUGAGUUUAAUUUAUUAUGUGAAAUAGAAUGAUUAAAUAUUCUCUCUAAAAUUUUACGAUUCAAUGUGAAUCGAUGAUCAUAAAAAUUCAUGCUUGUUGAUGCAAUCGUUACGUACACGCACUAGGAUCUCGUAAAUCCUAUAAUUUUUCUUUCAGUUUGUCUCAAAUUAGUGGAGCUAAUCCUUUAGUUUUUUUUAAAUUCUUUUUUAAAUCUCUUGUAUUUUCCAAAAAAAUACAUUGUUAAAAAAAAAGAAUUUAACAAAUUUAUGAAUAUCUAUUAAAUCUAUACCAAUUUUAACAAGAAUAGAUAUGUUCUAGAGAUUAUUGCUUCUCUCUCUUUCGCGUGGGUUUAAAAGAAAAUUUAAAAAAUUAUUUAAAUGCGAAGAGAGUAUACUGUUGCUAUUAUUGCUGCUACCACUAAUAUUACUAUUCUGCUAUUACAUUGCUUCUAGUAGUGCUGAUACAUAUAUUAUUGAUAUCCCUACUCUAACUGCUAUUUCUAUUCCUACUUCUUACUGCUAUUGCUGCUAUUAUUUCUAUUAUUACUAUUUCCAUCGCCACUAACUUUAAUAUUCUGCUAUUGAUUAUUAUUUUAUCAUUAUUAUAAUUAU
This is a messenger RNA of Wasmannia auropunctata (little fire ant), 4836 nucleotides long. RefSeq names its product E3 ubiquitin-protein ligase HECW2 (gene Hecw). Gene Ontology annotation, biological process: regulation of dendrite morphogenesis. NCBI's taxonomy places the organism in Eukaryota, Metazoa, Arthropoda, Insecta, Hymenoptera, Formicidae. Bases 102 to 4004 code for a protein of 1300 amino acids. The transcript is spliced from 10 exons. Gene Ontology annotation, molecular function: protein binding; ubiquitin-protein transferase activity. The record is from RefSeq and is a predicted model, not a curated record.